AUGGCUGAAGAGGCUGGGCCAUCUGCGAGGUCUCAAAACGCUUGUGCUGUACUCACUGAAUCCCGGAGGGCCAGGCCAUCGCACCCGUUCCACCGCCGCCGCUGCCAGCGACAAGUCCUUCACUCCAAUGAAAGCGACCCGUCCUCUUCGACCAAAGCCAACCCAACGCCUUCCCGCAAGGGUAAGGAGGUGGUUCGAAAUGCUUCCCCGAGCUCUACUCAGUCCUACCACAAGCGACGACGCUCGAGUCCCCAUACUUCCACUCCCUCCAAACGUCCGCUCCACGCAUUCGACGGGAAGGAGUUGCUUUGGCCUGUCGACCGGAAGAGGUGGGAUGAUACCAAUUACUUGAAGGUGGUCCUCGCGGACCUUGCGAAGUUCACCCGCCCCAUUGAGGAUCAUACCAUGGUGUUGAAUCCCGCAGACGACGAUGACUCCGAGGUAGAGUUUGAGAAUUCAGCGACUUCGCUAGUAGCCCUGCACUGGGAAAAUGACGACCUAAAUGUUGUACUAAAAACUAGCCUGCUGCCGGACGUGCUUCAAGCACACAUGAAAGAUGCAUUGAGGUGGGAGAGAAAUACACCACACUGCGAGAUGAGAUUCACCGGCGUCGUACAACUGGUUCGUCGGGGCGAAGGGCCCUAA
Molecule: messenger RNA, 645 nt
Organism: Aspergillus viridinutans
Lineage: Eukaryota; Fungi; Ascomycota; Eurotiomycetes; Eurotiales; Aspergillaceae
Exons: 1
Coding region: 1-645 (214 amino acids)
Source: RefSeq, a predicted model, not a curated record